Juglans microcarpa x Juglans regia is the source of this 1963-nucleotide messenger RNA. RefSeq lists its product as uncharacterized. The record is from RefSeq and is a predicted model, not a curated record. NCBI's taxonomy places the organism in Eukaryota, Viridiplantae, Streptophyta, Magnoliopsida, Fagales, Juglandaceae. The coding region runs from base 1430 to 1720 and encodes 96 amino acids. The transcript is spliced from 2 exons.
ACUGUCCCAGUACUGUCAUCCUAUUAGCUCAAUUUGAUUCGAGAGCUCUGUAAUUGUAUUUGUUUCCAUUGUUCUAUUUGAUUCUUCAUUUUUUCUCCUUGGUUUUCUCCGCUAGGAAGCGGUUUUUCUGGAUUUGUGAUCCAUAUUUCGCUUGGGCGUUUGGGGACUGGAAUAUUGAUUUUAUUUCUGAACUAUUGUAGUCUUUUAUUUCCUAAUCGAACUAUUGUAGUCUAACUUGUCUGAUUAAUUGUAUAAUUUGAACACCGACUCCAGUUCUUGUUUCUGAUAAUCGCGGUUCUGUUAAUCCCACUUUUCUGAUUGGCUGCUGAGAAUUGGUAGGAAACAAGAAGCUAUUAAGCGUAAUCUUUACAAAAACAGAAAAAAAUAUUCGUUUAACUUUGUGCCCGUGGAUUUGGGUUAAUGAUGAACCGGGGUUGGUUGAGAAUCAAAAGUUUUUUCUGACAUUUAUUGCUCGAAUUUGCAUGACGUGCUCUGUUUCUUUGAUUUAUCAAACUAGGGCUGAUACAUAGGAAUUUUACAUGGUGUGUUCUGAUUUAUCUCAUUUCCACUCUCUCUUUUUCUUUUCUUUUUUCAAUUUGGAUGGAAUAGGAUUCACUUUUAAUGAGAGACUAGUUAAUGGAUGUGAAUCAUAUCUCCUGCAACUAAAAAAAUACUGGUGGUUAGGGCUUAAUUUGUUUUAGUUCAGUUCAGUUCAGUGGAAUUCUCGCAAUUUCAAUGCUAACUCGAUGGAGAAGUGAAUUUUUGCUUGAAAAAUGGUUUUACAGUGUAUUUCUUGGUCAUUGUAACCUUUUUUGUAUUUGCCUCAUGUUGCGAACGGAUUGCCAUUAUGUGAAUCCGUUCUGUAUUUCUGUUCAUCCUUCUCUCAUGUUUUCUUUUUUCACAUGCAUUAAAUGAUUUACCUAAAUCUCUUGGAAGUGAAGCUCUGAUGCAAUCUUCUGCUUCUGCAGCUUCUAUUUGUAAGCCUUACUCGUGAUUUGAAAUCUUUGGGUGCCAAUGAGUUGUUCAUUAUAAUGAAUGUUGGCCAGCAAGCAUCUGUGAACGUCAAAGUAUUGUGCUCUGAGCAUUUUUUUUUUCCUGUCAAGUGCUUAGCUUUGUCAAAAAUGCCUUUCUGUCAAAAUGCAUUAUCUUUCUCUGGUUCCUUCAUAUGUUUCAACCAAAAUUUUUAGAUGUAACUCUAGGAAUCUUGUCAAGGUGGGACUUUUAAUAAGAGAAUCAAUAUAUCAAUACGAGUUCCACAUUUAUGCAAUGGUGUCGAACUAUAUUGUGGAUUGUUGCAAUGAUAUGCAAUGGGGUGGUUCCCUCAAUGUCAUUAACAGCCGUUAACAUGAAUAGUUAGCUAUGCCUUUGGUGUUUUUUAAUAGAAUCUUUGGUUAGUUAAUAAAAGGAAAGCAUUUUGUUUGCUCAUGGAAUGUGCCUCUUGUUGACUGGUUUAUGUAUUUGUUUGUUUAAGCUGGAAGUCAGCAUGGGAAAUCGACCCGUUAAGCAACAAAAAAGGGAAGAGGUACUAUUGAAGAUUGUGCCUCCUCUGGAUCCUGCAUAUACUCGGUGGCUUGCUCGGGACAUUGAGCGGAUUCAUGGCUAUACUCCAAGAAAUCCGCGUGCUGUGAAGCCGCCAGAACAUUAUAUUGAAUACAUGCGCUUGCAUGGAUGGCUGGAUGUGGAUUUGGAUGAUCCCGAUCUCGCCCAUUUAUUCAAGUAAUUAAUCAUGUACUUAUCUGAAAAAAUCCCAGUUCAAAUGUAGCUUAAUGUAAAGUACUAGUUGGUUGGAAAGUUGGGAAGGAGAUAGGCCUUUGGCUUGUAGAAGUCGGCCAGUUGUAGUUUUGUUUGCUCUAUGUGCAUUAUUACAAGGUGUUCUGAAUUCUGAUAAAGCUACUGAACAGCAUCUUAUGCAUCUUGUUUCUGAGAAGAUACUUUUCAUAAUUGAAGUCUAUCCUUACCAAGA